GGAUCGGCAGCGAUCCGCCCCGCCUGUAGGCUGUAACUGUGCAACCUCUGAGCGAGCCGAGACCCGACACCCCGGACGGGCGGACGCGAACUCAAACCCUAGAAACGGCGGCCAUGGAUUCGGGAGGCGGAGGAGGGAGCGGCGCGCACAAGGCAGCCUCGGGCUCAGCGCCCUCGCCGGCGCCGCCGGCGCCCAACCCCACGGCGAUGCUCUCGGCGCUCAUGAGCAAGCGCGCCAAGCUCCAGGAGGAGCUCCGCUCCAUCGAGCGCCAGGGACAUUACAACAUCUGCAGUGUCACCGCAUGCAGUAAAGUUGACUUAAAGGUUUAUGAUAUGGAGACCACCUACCUGCAAGAGUCUAAUCAAUUUGGAAGUGUGCUGAAGGGUUUCGAAUCAUUCUUGUCAUCCUCAAAAAACUCUUCUAACCUCAAGCGCUCCCGGAAAUUUCAGGCCGACGAGAGGCUAUUCUCUCUGUCAUCAGUUACUUCUCCAGCGGUUGAUGAACAUUUGACUGGACGAGAUGAUGGAAGAGAAUAUGGACCAGGCCGUUCAAAGGGGGGAAGCACCCCUGCAAAUGGGCAAGGCAAACCAAAGAAGGGAGGACGCCCCGGUGGGCGAGAUGGCAAGAGACUACGGCCGUCCAACGAUCCAGACCUGGACGAUGAAGAUGACUACUAACUCCUCCCGUUGUAGGCCUACUGUAGCGGAUUAACUUCAUUUUAGCGUCUAGCAGCACAUGAUUCUUUAUGUAUUGUCUUCCUUCUCUUGCAGCCCUAGUUCGAUUGUUUUGCUUGCUUGUGUCUUUGCCUCCUCCCCGUCUUCUGUUUUGUAACAUAGAUUAGCAGAAAGUUAACCAUAUUGUGAAAAAUUCAUGCAAAACCAUGCUCUUAGAUAGUAACAUGUUCUGUA
This is a messenger RNA of Panicum hallii, 908 nucleotides long. RefSeq names its product chromatin modification-related protein MEAF6. Gene Ontology annotation, cellular component: histone acetyltransferase complex. The record is from RefSeq and is a predicted model, not a curated record. NCBI's taxonomy places the organism in Eukaryota, Viridiplantae, Streptophyta, Magnoliopsida, Poales, Poaceae. The transcript has 7 exons. The coding region runs from base 114 to 677 and encodes 187 amino acids.